AUGGGUCAAGUAGGCCUUGCAGGUGCAUUUGCGGGUCUCAGUCUAUUCAACAAUGCUACUGCUGUCACAUUUGACCCUUCUGUGUCUUCCUUACUCGCUCGCACCGCCGAAGGCGCCCUAACUACGCUUGGCACUACGAAUGCAGGCGGCUUAAUUCGAUCGGGUUGCGCCAUCAAUGAUAUUUUCUACUUGGCCGGAUCCUUCUCAUCCAUUGGCAAUACAUCCGUGUCUGCCAGCAACAUCGCGUCAUACAUGCCUUCUUCCGGUGUAUUUGCUGCGCUCGGCUCAAACGGUCCUAACGGUCCAGUAUACUCGCUUUAUUGUGACAUAUCCACCAGCCAGUUAUGGGUGGGUGGGAGCUUCACGUCGCCGGGUUCAUCCGUAGCUAUAUGGGACACCAAAUCCAAUUCUUGGUCCGCCCCCCCAUUCAAAGGCUUCACGGGUGAUGGCAGAGAAGUCCUUUCCAUCACCUCUAACGCCUCAGAGAAUAGUCUCUUCUUUGCCGGCUCAUUCCUCACUUCAUUCGCCGCGAAUGCCAUUUCACUAAAUACCACCAACAAUCCCAAUGUUCCUUAUUCUCCUGGCGCUACGCCGUUUUCUUCGUCACUCGUCCCUGUUCCUCUUCAAGCCGCAGAAAUAUUGGGACAACCAUCGUCAUCUGACCCCGAGUUUAGCAACAUUUCGAAUAUACUAUGUCCUGCUGGUCCGGAUGGACCUGGCAACACGUGGUUGGCUGCGAAUGGUAAUGGCGCUGUAAUUACUAUCCGCGACUUCUCGUCUAUCAAUGCCUAUGGUGUUCGCCUUGGUAACACGUUUCAGAGUGGAUUUGGAACGACGACUUUCAGUGUCACAUCCAUUCCAGACAAUACCGUACAGACCUUGUCAUAUGUCAACCCAUCAACUGGACAAAACAUGACAUGCACAGCUACCUGUCCUUUGUCCACCGACUCAUCAAUCUUAUACCAGGACUUCAUUUUCACCGUUCCGGUGACAUUGACCGGUAUACAGAUCACUCUGUCGGGUUGGAUUGGUGAAGCUCCUGGUUUGCACAUGUUACAGCUACUGUCCUCUGGCGCGUUCGCAUCUAGCAACGGGAACCUGCAAUCAUGUUUUUCACCUAAUCCAUCCAACAUCACUAGUACGGGCCAGUGGAGCAUGAAAAAUGCUGUUACCAAUAUCCCCGCAACACUCCAAACCGUCCUAGUCUCCACAGUGGCUGUCGGCAUGUCCCCCUCUCAGGCUCCCAGUUUUACUUGGCAGCCCUACGUCUCUGCAUCUGGCCAGUAUGACAUAUACCUUGUCAUUCCUGGUUGUGCAGACUUCCAGGAUUGUCCGCUCCGUACAUCUGUUCAAGUCACUGUCUUUCCAGGUGGCGGAAGUCAACCCUGGGUUUCUACUAUUUCACAGCAGGUCCAGUCUGACAUGACCACACUUGUCUACAGUGGUCCCAUUGUCCCCUCAUCCACAGACUUCGUGACUACCGUAUCCAUGACGCUUGCGAAUAAUCCUGAAGGGACUGGUCAGGAUGGGCAGUACGAACUUGUCGCCGGUGAUGUUGCGCUGGUAUUGACGUCGGCCAAUGUGACAUCGGCCGCUGGGUCUGGGUCGUCUGGGUCCAAUGCGACUUCCCAGCAUGGUUUCGGUUUCUUCGAGUGGCCAUUGAGCUCUAGUGCGAGCAUUGAUGCUACUGGAACUAUUCCCAACACAAGCGAGACUUCUUUGGACACGAUAUCCAUUGAUCUCUAUAACGCCCUGGGAGCUACGACUUCUACCACUGCGUCCAUCACAGCUGUCGCACAGCAUGCCUCUGGCACUGUUUACAUCGGUGGCAAUUUCCAGCUUAUCUCCGGCUCGACAAGUGGUGUCUCAAACAUUGUUGCAUUCAAGAGUGGCUCGUUCAUUUCUCUCCCUAAUAAUGGUUUAAAUGGGCCUGUGACCUCCUUCGUGCUGAGCGGCAACGAGCUCUAUGUCGGUGGCUCUUUUACAGACACCAACACAGCUUCUACGCAGGGCAAACUCAAUGGUGUUGCUAUCUACGACGUCAGCUCUAAUUUAUGGAAGGCCAUGGGUGCAGGGGUCAACGGUGUGGUCAGUAGCCUUGCGCUUGCCAAUGGGCAAAUCGUGGUUGCAGGCAAUUUCACCGAGACUCUUAAUUCGUCGGCUGCCGGUGUUCCUGCCGGUGGUUUAGCCACCUGGAAUGUUAGUAUCGGUUCGUGGGUGAACAGUGGUGGAUUUAUAGUGGGCAGCAUGACGUUCAUCGGCAACGGGACUUUGCCUGCUUCGGGUCAGAAGCAAACCCAGUUCGUCGCGGGUAAUGUGCGUACUAUGGCAGAAUACGGUUCCAGCGGCCUUGUGAUGUUGUCUAGUGGUGGAAGUACAGGCCCUCUCGUGACACCUAUGAGUAUCCAGCUUACUAGCAACGUUACGAAUUUAUCUUCUCCGGCGACUUUAACGAAGCGCCAUCCCCACGUCCGUCGCGGACCAUCUACAUGGAUAUCUCACCUCAAUAUUGGAACCUUAUUCACUCGCCAGAGCGCAACUUCAAGCGCCCUGCCGCCUUCCCCGCCUGCUCCUGCUCCCGCUGUCCUUGCUGGGACAUUCUGGACAAAUGUUUCCACUUCCCACCAGGUAGCCAUAAUUGGAGGCAACUUUUCAUUCUCUUCAUCCUCUACGACCUCAUCCGCCAUUGCUAUCUAUGAUCCCGUUACGUCUUCAAUAUCUGCGCUCGCUGGCGCCCAGAUCAAUGGCGUUGUUCGCGCCGUCUAUGUUGAUCAGCAACAACAGCUUUUCAUUGGUGGUGAAUUCAACCUCACUGGAACCUCGGCGAGUGGAUUGGCUCUUUAUGAUCUAUCUACUCAACAGUGGGAUACAUCAUCCAUGCAACCAUUGCAACCCUCUGCAGGAUCUUCGGUCGUUGUUCGUUCGAUAACGUCGUCAGUAUACAAGUCUGACGCUGUGAUUGUCGCCGGUUCAUUCGUGCAGGCUGGUUCUGUGUCUUGCCAAGCCAUCUGUCUAUUCGAUACCACCUUGAAUCAAUGGAGCCUGCUCGGAAGCGGUAUUCAAGGAGAUAUCUCGUCUGUCUCAUAUGCAGGAAAUACCCAAGAAAUCUUGAUUGCUGCUGGAUCUAUCACAUUGGGUGGAUUGACGACCAACAUCGCACAGUAUAAUUUUGCGGAUUCCACAUGGGCUGCCAUUGGGAAUAGCGCUGAAAUUCCAGGACCAGUUACAGCAGUGGCGGUCAACAAUGGCAACUAUUCCAGCAUCUUUGCAGCUGGUCGCACUGCUGACGGUUCCUCACCGUUCAUGAUGUUCUGGGAUGGUGUUUCUUGGAGUAGUGUUGGAUCUUCGUUUCAAGGAACCACCAACAUUUCCCAGCUUCUCAUGGUCCCCCUGCUAGACACGCAUUCAGCUAACAGCAUCAUUGAAUCUGACCGGAUGUUGAUGAUCUCUGGUGCGCUGUCCGACUCUUCGUUCGGUUCUGCAUCCUCUGUUCUCUUCGAUGGUUCUUCAUUUAUUCCUUAUAUGGCCGCUGUGACUGCUCAGGGAGCGUUGGGCUCAAUUUCCUCACUGUUCUAUUCACUCGCAAACUUUAGCUUUGGUCAACAACAGUUCCUUGCAACUGGUAUUGUCAUUCUCAUUUCCAUUGCCAUUGCGGCUGGGGUUGUGUUCCUGUUAGCACUCAUCGGCAUUCUCUGGACCCUACUGUCUCGUCGCGAUGAUAGAGUAGCGAAGUAUAAUGCUAGUGACGAUGAUGACGACGAUAAUUCAGUUCAACACCGACCAUCGUCAUUACUAGAGCACAUCAACGCGGCCACACGAACAACGAUUCUUGGUGCCCCGAACCCAUUACAUGUGGUCGGCACUGAGAAGGACGAGGUCACGAGAAAAUCCACUACUGCAGAGCUUGACCCGUUUGGACCAGAUGGUAGCAACUACUUGCGAGCUGAAACUCCCUCAGACGCAGUUGUGGGUACGAUGGCUGCCGAAGAGGAGUUCGCUCGCCCUGCGCACGCUCGCUACUCGUUCGAUGGGACGGGUGAGGGUGAACUACCUUUGACGGCUGGGCUCGAGGUAGAAGUGUUAGAUGAUCGGGACGCUGCGUGGUGGUAUACGCGAAAUCCACAAACAGGCCAGGAGGGCGUGGUACCCGCGGCUUAUUUGUAUUGA
Messenger RNA from Suillus bovinus, 4167 nucleotides. RefSeq names its product cortical protein marker for cell polarity-domain-containing protein. Gene Ontology annotation, cellular component: plasma membrane of growing cell tip. The record is from RefSeq and is a predicted model, not a curated record. Gene Ontology annotation, biological process: positive regulation of establishment of bipolar cell polarity regulating cell shape. Gene Ontology annotation, molecular function: protein binding. The coding region runs from base 1 to 4167 and encodes 1388 amino acids. NCBI's taxonomy places the organism in Eukaryota, Fungi, Basidiomycota, Agaricomycetes, Boletales, Suillaceae. The transcript is spliced from 6 exons.